Molossus molossus (Pallas's mastiff bat) is the source of this 772-nucleotide messenger RNA. It is a transcript of the gene ATP6V0E1, whose product is annotated as ATPase H+ transporting V0 subunit e1. Gene Ontology annotation, molecular function: proton-transporting ATPase activity, rotational mechanism. Gene Ontology annotation, biological process: proton transmembrane transport. The record is from RefSeq and is a predicted model, not a curated record. Bases 36 to 281 code for a protein of 81 amino acids. Lineage: Eukaryota; Metazoa; Chordata; Mammalia; Chiroptera; Molossidae. The transcript is spliced from 4 exons. Gene Ontology annotation, cellular component: proton-transporting V-type ATPase, V0 domain.
GCGGCGGGGCAGGGGCUGCGGCGCGGGCGGCGACCAUGGCGUACAACGGCCUGACGGUGCCCCUGAUCGUGAUGAGUGUGUUCUGGAGCAUCGUCGGCCUCCUGCUGCCCUGGUUCAUCCCGAAGGGUCCCAACCGGGGAGUUAUCAUCACCAUGUUGGUGACCUGUUCAGUGUGCUGCUAUCUCUUUUGGCUGAUUGCAAUUCUGGCCCAGCUCAACCCUCUCUUUGGACCACAGCUGAAAAAUGAAACCAUCUGGUAUCUCAAGUAUCACUGGCCUUGAGGAAGAAGACCCGCUGCCCAGUGCUCGGCCAUGGAGGCCAUGCCGAGGGAAUGCCUCUAGACGCAGUCACCUCCACACCCAGGCCACCUUCCUCGGCUCGCCUGUUCUGGCCACCAGCUGCCUUAAACAUUCACACCACAUCGAAUGUCUUCUUCUGCAGUGCAGUUUUUCCUGUUUGCUUUUUUACACUUGGAUGAAUGAUGUGCCUCCUUAGUCUCCCUGUGCUGACGCCGUCAAGUGUCGAGGUGCUCUUCUGGGAAACACGGCUCUCUCCUCGGGACCCGUGGACUUGGAGAUGGCCGCUGCCUGCUCGCGAUACGGGAACCAGUGACGUGUCUAAAAGCUGUCACGAGGCCGUAAGACUCCAGUGCGGCAGCAAACAGGAGAGCAUGUUCAAGGGGAGAUCUGUCCCAACAGAAUUACACCAAAGCCUAUUUUCAGAGUGAAUUUCUUCUGCCAUAUUUUGGAAUAAAUUAUUUUCCUGCUUUCUA